GCUAGCAGGAGGCGUCCAGAGCGGCUGUGUCAGUCGAAAGCAAACAUCUUCAUGAGGGAUUUUGUGUUUUUUGAGGGCUCAAGAAAAGUUAGCGACAUCCGUCCCGUCAUUUGGAAGAAAAAUGCCUGAGUUAUUGGCGUUUUAUCGGAUCUAGAUCAAUAUUCAUGGACUGAUGCGGCCAUGGCAAGUCUCGGUGUCAGCUUUAUCGAUACACGCCGGCAACACCUGAAGGAUAUAAAGUGAAAGAUAUAUUAUAAUUAAGUUGAUCUGAUCUCGGCAGACUCCAUCUGUGCGCAUGCGAGAUAACAGUUCUGCGCUCUGGUUAUGCUGAUGUCAACUGAUAUAGGCUGAGUAUCGUGUUCAAGAUAAUGCGAUUUUGUCUUUCCAUAGACAUUUUUCUGUGACACUAUCAUCGGCAAGUCUAAAACGGGUACUAAUUUGUACCAUUUGGUUUGUAACGUGUUUUUAAACGGCACAUUUGAUGGUUAAUAAACGGAUAUCUUCAUCUACAAUCAGCUGACCACCUCUGAAUUCACUGCAUUAGAAGAGAUAUCUUGGGAGUUUCCCUUCAUUUGCUUAAACAAAAGCAGACUUGGACCCCAGAUAUUUACUCUUGUGUUAAAGGAGCCUAUAAGGAUCGUGGUUAAAGAGUAACGGCAUCUUGGAGAUGUCAGGCCGGCCUAGGACCUCCUCAUUUGCGGAGAGCUGCAAGCCAGUGCUGCAGCCUUCAGCCUUUGGCAACAUGAAAGUCAGCAGAGAUAAAGAUGGCAGUAAAGUUACCACAGUGGCCGCGACCCCCGGUCAGGGACCCGACCGACCUCAGGAGGUCAGCUACACGGACACAAAGGUCAUCGGGAACGGCUCGUUUGGGGUCGUAUAUCAAGCGAAGCUGUGCAACACUGGUGAGCUGGUGGCCAUAAAGAAGGUGUUGCAGGAUAAAAGGUUUAAGAAUCGUGAGUUACAGAUCAUGAGGAAGUUGGAUCACUGUAACAUUGUCCGUCUGCGCUACUUCUUCUACUCCAGCGGAGACAAAAAGGAUGAGGUGUAUCUGAAUUUGGUGAUGGACUAUGUGCCUGAGAACGUGUACCGAGUGUCCAGACACUACAGCAGAGCCAAGCAGAAUCUGCCUAUGGUCUAUGUGAAGCUGUAUAUGUACCAGCUGUUCCGCAGCUUGGCGUACAUCCACUCAUAUGGGAUCUGCCAUCGAGAUAUCAAGCCACAGAACCUCUUGCUCGACCCAGAGACAGCUGUACUCAAACUCUGUGACUUUGGAAGUGCUAAGCAGCUGGCGCGUGGUGAGGCUAAUGUUUCCUACAUCUGCUCGCGCUACUACAGAGCCCCUGAGCUCAUUUUCGGAGCCACGGACUACACUUCCAGCAUAGACAUUUGGUCGGCUGGCUGUGUACUGGCCGAGCUGCUGCUUGGACAGCCGAUUUUUCCUGGUGACAGUGGCGUAGAUCAGCUUGUUGAAAUCAUCAAGGUGCUGGGAACUCCUACACGAGAGCAGAUCUGGGAGAUGAACCCAAAUUACACUGAAUUCAAGUUUCCACAGAUAAAGGCACACCCGUGGACUAAGGUUUUCCGGCCCCGGACCCCUCCGGAGGCGAUAGCUCUGUGUUCCCGAUUGUUGGAGUACACGCCUACGUCCCGAUUCACUCCUCUGGAGGCCUGUGCUCACACGUUCUUCGACGAGCUCCGUGAGCCCAACCUCAAGCUCCCGAAUGGAAGAGAGCGGCCUGUGCUGUUUAAUUUCACUACACAGGAGUUGUCCAGUAACCCCUCGCUGACCUCCGUACUCAUUCCUGCACAUGCUCAGAACCAGGCGGAAAACUCUUCCCAGUCUGCCUUGGCUGCAACAGGUGCUAACAGCGGCGAUCGUGGUCUGAACACCAACGCUGCCUCUGCUGCCCCUAAUUCUUCAACUUGAACCCCAUCCACCCCUCAAUGGGCCACUUUUACGCUGCUGCUUAUCAGCCACGCCCACUCUCUGGGGUUUAAGGGGCGUGGCUAAAACUAACCGAAAAGCUCAUGAUAUGAUGGAUGCACCAACCAAACCUUCCCCCAGUCAUUGUCUUUGGUUUUAUUAUUAUUUUUUAUUUAUUUAUUUGCUCUAACGGACGCAACGAGGGCUCAGAAACACCGCCUCAGAACUAUCUGCGGUGAUGUUUGACAAUUCUCUCUCUCUAUAUAUAUAUAUAUAUAUAUAUACACUUACAUAAACCUUUACACCUACAAAUAUGUUUUCACAUGUCUACUUUGACAUUUUUUAAAGGGAAAUCUGUAUGCUGUAGCCGCUGCUUCUUUUAUAAUCGUCUUGGCCCCUUUCCUGGUUAAUUAUGGGUAGAGACAGAGACUUUGAAUAUGAGCUGACACAGAUGGCGCAGGUGGGAUACAGGAAAGCUGGUUCCUGAUUGGUCCGAUACGACCAAAUCCUGAACCGGUUCAACGGCCCGGACUGAUUUCCAGGGCUUGUGUACAUUCUGUAGACUAUGUGAAAUAUAUGCUAAUGACUUUUGCCUUUUCCCUCAGUAUUAUGGGCGGAUAUGUUGUAUGCUUAAGCUGUAUGCUGCGGUGUACCUCUUUGUUUUCGACCACUUUUGAAGGAGUGACAUUAUCCAUUCGUUUCCUGCUCCGCUUCUUUCUUCCUGUUGUGUAAUACGUCACUGAACUCUACAGAUGUUGACACACGUGAUAUCGUGUCAUUUUUUGUGAUCGAGUGUGUGUGUGUGUGUUUGUGUGUGUGUGAGAGCGAGAGAGUGCAUGCUGUACAUCUUUGUCUAUAAAUAAAUACCGUAUGCUGAUUAGUGAGCUAAAAGAAACAAGCACGAAAUGAAGAAAAAAAGAUAAUCAGGACCUUAAAACGGAACAUGUGAACAGGUUUCUGCACCGCAAAUUCCAGCCUUAAAGGGGUCCUAUUAUGCUCUUUUACAAAUUCUUGAUUUUGUUUUGUGGGUG
Molecule: messenger RNA, 2955 nt
Organism: Sinocyclocheilus anshuiensis
Lineage: Eukaryota; Metazoa; Chordata; Actinopteri; Cypriniformes; Cyprinidae
Product: glycogen synthase kinase-3 beta-like
Exons: 11
Coding region: 668-1927 (419 amino acids)
Biological process (GO): negative regulation of TOR signaling; peptidyl-threonine phosphorylation; positive regulation of proteasomal ubiquitin-dependent protein catabolic process
Cellular component (GO): glutamatergic synapse; nucleus; beta-catenin destruction complex
Molecular function (GO): ATP binding; tau-protein kinase activity; beta-catenin binding
Source: RefSeq, a predicted model, not a curated record